This is a messenger RNA of Cuscuta campestris, 1560 nucleotides long. Lineage: Eukaryota; Viridiplantae; Streptophyta; Magnoliopsida; Solanales; Convolvulaceae. The record is from the annotation of a GenBank genome assembly.
AGCAAACAUGUGUGAAUGAAUACCUAUGGUUUUUUUGUUAAUUGACAUAAAAACUCAUUAUGAAAAAUUAGUUUCUAUAAAAUUUGAAGGGAGUAAAAAAUGAAUUUGGGUUACAACUACGGAGUAUGUCAAAGUGGUUACCUCCAACUAAAUCUGGACAAGAUUCUAGUUCUGAGCAGCUAUCGUAAUCAGCCAUGUUUCGAGCGCUCGUGGUUCUGUCGCUCUUCAUCUUAGCUCGCGUAGGCCAAGUGUUCUCGCACCAAGAGUCCGGCGAGUGGAGUUGCGAAUCCCACGCCGAGAUCCGAGUCCGGGCGGAAUUCAGACCCGGAGUCGUCACCGUCGACGGCCAUGUCGAUGACUGGAAGGACGUUGAUGGUACUCAGUUUCCUCUUUUGCCUGCGUUGGAUCCUGAUGCUGACAAGGCGUACAAUGGCGGCAAGAUGACCAUCAAGACAUUGCACGACGGGAAAGAUAUAUUCUACAUGUUGCAGGUUGAUGGGAACUACGCUUAUUCUGACGGAGACAAUAAGAAAUGCCCUUCUGUAGCUCUCAUGUUUGCAGUUGGGGAAAAUGCAACUUAUCACAGAAUGGGUGGGUGUGAACAAGAACCGGAUAGUUGCAACAGCAAGACAUGCCAUGGCCAUGAAGUUGACAUAAUGCACUUCUCAAUAGGGAAUGCUAUACCUGGGCGGCUGUAUGGAGGCAAUCCAGUAGACAAUGGCGAAGGAAAUGGAGGAGACAGGUUUGGUCACUUGGUUGAUCUUUAUGCAUGGAAUCCUCACUGCAGAUACUUAGAUGGUGUUGGUCCUACAGCAAAUGAUUCUAGUGCGCAGAAUGAUUGGAAAGGUGCAUGGUGGCAUAGUAGCCUGACCAGUCACUCUGGUUUUGUCAAGGAAGACAGCCCCUAUGCAUCAAAUACUCAGCCAGGAACAUAUUACUUUGAAUUCUCCAGGCCUUUAUCAACAAUGGACCGUCUGCAACAGGAUGUUCAGUUCACAAUUGGUAAAGCAAGUAAGAUUUCUGCAGCUCUGUGGUACCCUGUUGAUGGGAAACCGUGGCAUGGAUCUGCACAUUACUCAACUAGCUGCGAUUGGAUACCAAUGGACAUUAUGGCAAGCAUUAGUGGUUCCAAGUCCGAGGCAGCAGUGAGCAAUCCAUGGGAUGCUGCAACUGCCUUUUCUCUUCUGUUUUCUGUUGUGGCUUUCUGCACGUCUCUUUUCAUUGGUCAUCGAAUUUCAACAUCUAAGGAAAUCCGUUUCACAGCUAUGGACAAUCUUUAAGAUGUGGUUGCCACUUGAGCUUGUUUGCCUUGCUUGAAUCACCAAAAUUUUCCAGUGUGUUUGGUUUGGUUACCGAGUCGUAUUGGUUUGGUUACAGACUUAUUGACAUCACCCCAAGGAUAUGAAGAGAGCGCCAAUUCUCGUGCGCAAAUGAGAUGUUUUUGGUUUUUUUAAAAUCCAUGAUCAUAUUAGAUCAAAGGAUCCAUAUCGAGUUUCCAUUCACACACAUAAGCUUCUUUUGUACAAAAUUUACUACUCAUAUCACUGCAGUAUAUGUAUC